CAGCUUCCCGUUUAUCCAAGCUGCUUUGUGCAAAUCAGCGAUGUUAAACCAUGGCUGAAACACCCACUUCUGGACAGAUAAAUGUUCCUCAUGUUCGCUGACCUUUACAAGGCUUGGGUGCAAGGGGCCGUCAACAGCUGAGGAUGGAGUUGGUGCAGCUGUUUUUCUGUUUUUCAGCCGUUGCCGUGCUGACCCCAUGCCAUGGAUUCAGUGUGGACACUGAACAACCGAUUAUCUUCCGGGAAACGGUGAAAAGUUUUGGCUACAGUGUGGCGCAAUUUGGAAGCGGCACAAAUGCCGGGGUGUUAGUAGGUGCUCCACUUCAGCAGGGAGUUGUGAAUGAAACAGGGAAAAUAUACAAAUGCCAGGUGACUGCAAGCAAGUCAGGCGGAUGCCAGGAGUUGAUUCUUCAAAGACCUCCUGAUGCAAUCAACAUGUCUCUUGGUUUAUCUGUUUCAGCCCAUGAUUCUCAAGUGUUGGUGUGUGGGCCCAGGGUACACCAAACGUGUGGGGAAUACAUAUAUCUCAAAGGUUAUUGCUUCCUCUUGGACCAGAAUUUGAGGCAGAUCCAGCGCUUUCCUGAUCAAUUGCCAGAAUGUUCCAGACGCCCUGCUGACAUUGUUUUUCUGAUUGAUGGUUCAGGAAGCAUAAAAACUCGUCAAUUCAUACAAAUGAAAACCUUUAUUUCUGAGGUCAUAAAGCGUUUCCAAAAUACAAACACUCAGGUUGGGUUUAGUUUCUCAUACGGAUCUGCUCGUGAAGAACUCAUUGCUAUUGCCUCCGAACCAUCUAUGGACUAUGUUUUCUCCGUGAGCAAUUUUGAUGCUCUCAAGGACAUCCAGAACAAUCUUCAGAAUAAAAUUUUUGCCAUAGAAGGUACUCAGUCCCAGAACACUGGCAACAUCUCUCAGUCCUUCGAGUUAGAGUUGUCUCAGGAAGGAUUCAGUGCCUUACACACCCAGAGUGGCUCCAUACUAGGGGCUGUUGGAGCCUAUGAUUGGGCUGGAGGACUCUUCCUUUUCAACAGCCAGGGUGAUGCGGCUUUUAUUAAUACCUCCAGCUCCACAGAUGAUUUGAAAUCUGCUUAUCUUGGUUAUUCAAUUCAGGAAGUUCAAGUCAACGGACAGAGCAGCUUCAUCGUGGGAGCCCCACGUUAUCAACACGUGGGCAAGGUGGUCUGGUUCAGCCAAAGGAGAGGACAGUGGACGCAGAAGUCAGAGCUCUCUUUAAAGGAGUCCCCCCAGAUUGGCUCAUAUUUUGGGGCUACCCUGUGUGCUGUGGACUUGGACAGAGACAGGAAUACUGACUUGAUCCUCAUUGGUGCACCUAUGUACUACGAUGGCAUUGCAGGAGGAAGGGUCUACAUUUGCCAAAGACAGGGAGAAACAUUUUUCUGUGGCAAGGAAUUGCAAGGGGAGCCCCAUCACCCCUUGGGUCGCUUUGGGACCAGCAUAGCAGAAGCUGGGGAAAUUACUGGGGAUCAGUGGACAGAUGUGGCUGUCGGGGCACCACUGGAGGAUGAGAAUCAAGGAGCUGUGUACAUCUUCCAGGGGCGGAGAAGAUCCCUCAACCAUGUUUUUAGCCAGCGCAUCCAAUCUUCUAUUGUUGCCAGUAGGCUUCAGUAUUUUGGACAAGCUCUUGAUGGGGGGUCAGAACUUACAGGUGAUGGACUCCCGGAUCUGGCUGUUGGGGCUGACAGACAAGUGCUGCUCCUAAGAGCCCGACCUGUGGUCAGUGUGGUGACUGGAAUAACCUUAAACCCAACUAUCAUCCCCAUGUCUGCCUUUGAGUGUGAAGGCCAGAAUGUGCUGAACAAAGAAAUCAGCACAGCGACAGUCCAUUUUAAAAUCCUAGGAGACUCCUGGUUUGCCUUCGGCAAAAACAUUUUCAACACCAUUCGGUACACUUUGACCUUGGAUCCUGGUCGCCAGAAAGUACGAGCUGUUUUUCACCAGGGUUCGAAUUUGUCUACCACCACAGAAGAGAUGAAGAUCGGUAUGAGGCCAGAAUCCAGGGUGUACCGUAUAAUAUUACCGACUUGCGUAGAAGACAGCCUCACCCCCAUAAUCCUUCAGCUGAAUUAUACCCUGACGGGAGAGCCAAUCCCACAGGCCAACAAUCUACGGGCCAUCCUGAAGAAAGAUGAUGAGUCUAAUCUGCUUUUGGCAUCUCUGCACUUUGAGAAGAACUGCGGAAGAGAUGGAAUCUGUAAAGACCAGUUAAAAACAUCCUUCGGUUUCUCACGCUUGAAUGAAUUGGUGGUUGGCCUGACCUCUGAACUCAAUCUUACUGUUUUCAUCCGGAAUGACGGAGAGGAUUCUUACAGCACCAACUUGACUUUCAUCCAUCCAUCUUCACUGUCCUAUCGCAGAUUUAUAUUAGUGCAGACCAACAGAAAAUACGUGAUUAUUAAAUGCAUCUCUCCUCAUGGUACAGAGGAAGUCCCUGUGAGGAAAACCAUCUGUGGCAUCAAUCAUCCCAUCUUCCGAAGCAUGGCUGAGGUGAUCUUUAUUGUCACCUUUUUUGUUUCCCAAGAUGCAAAUCUAGGAAGUGUGGUGAGCAUCAGUGCCACAGCUUCCAGUGAAAAUAAUGUCACUGUCACAAAGGACAUGGUUUAUCAAAUGGAGCUGCCUGUCAAGUAUGCAAUCAACAUUUUCAUCAAUAACUUGGAUUCAUCAACCAAGUAUGUUAAUAUUUCUGCUGGACAGGAAGAUGAAACCCAGACUGUGGAACAUCAUUACGAGAUGAAGAAUGCGUAUCUUCGAAAUGUUUCUGUUUCAGUAACAUUUCAUAUUCCUGUGUCACUGAAUGGAACACAGAUUUGGGAUGCAACCUUGGACGUCCCUCAAGAGUUCCCUCAGAUCAUUUGUGUGCCCGGAGCAAACACUCCAGGAUCCAAGGAAUUUGUGAAGCAACUAAACAAGCAACCUGUUUUGGACUGCUCUGUAGCCACCUGUAAAACAAUCACUUGCAAUGUUCCAUCCUUGGAAUUCCGUCAACUUAUUGAGUUCAAGAUCAAAGGGGACAUUGGCUUCAAGUGGUUUUCACAGAUCCAGCAGAAUAAGGUGACUUUGGUGAGCUCCGCCCAAAUUUCUUAUGACAAGAGCAAAUACAAGCAGAUAGAAGAAUUCAUGAAAAGCCAGGCGAAGACCACCGUGGAGUUCUUUAAAGACUACAACUACCUGCCCAUCAUUAUUGGCAGCUGUCUGGUUGGUCUGGUACUCCUUGUUCUGAUUGUAGCAAUUCUGUAUAAGCUUGGAUUCUUCAAAAGACAGUACAAACUGAUGAUAGAUGAGGCACAUAAUGAGGUGGCUGAAGGUCCACCAGAAACCAGCACCCCUUCUGAUGCUACCAAAGGAUAAAUGUCUAUGGAGAAUCUCAAUCAUCCAGGUCAUGGUUGUCCCAAAGGUGCUUUUUCAAAAGUCAACUGGACUUUCUUUGUUUUUGCCUGGAGACAUUUUGCUUUUCACCCAAGAAGCUUCUUCAGUUCUAAAUGAAUCAGAAAUUGAGAAUCAACAAUAGAAUUAGACCAGACUAGAGUAGAGUAGAGUAGAGAGGAGGGAAGGGGAAGGGAUUCAUGGAGAGGAGAGGG
Molecule: messenger RNA, 3592 nt
Organism: Pseudonaja textilis
Lineage: Eukaryota; Metazoa; Chordata; Lepidosauria; Squamata; Elapidae
Source: RefSeq, a predicted model, not a curated record